Molecule: messenger RNA, 726 nt
Organism: Penicillium antarcticum
Lineage: Eukaryota; Fungi; Ascomycota; Eurotiomycetes; Eurotiales; Aspergillaceae
Gene: mrpl4
Product: mitochondrial 54S ribosomal protein uL29m
Exons: 3
Coding region: 1-726 (241 amino acids)
Biological process (GO): mitochondrial translation
Cellular component (GO): mitochondrial ribosome; mitochondrial large ribosomal subunit
Molecular function (GO): structural constituent of ribosome
Source: RefSeq, a predicted model, not a curated record
AUGCAUUCGCAGGUCCCACGAAUUGCCAGCCGCUUAGGAGGCCUGGCUCGGGUCGAAUUGCCUCCUCCCUACCUUGCGCCAUCCCUCCAUCUCCCCGUCACCCUGUCGCCUGUCCAGUCUUCAAGCUUUUCUUCAACAGCCUCCGUUGCGGGCAAUCCUCGACGCGACAAGAGCAGACACCGCGGUGUAUCAGCUAUCCAUCGAACCGGUCCCCGAACUCCAUUUGCCGUGUCAAGAUGGGAGUUACCAAAGCCUGUGUCGCCGGAGAAGAUGGUUGCACGGGAACAAACACCCAACCACGGACUUUGGGGCUUCUUUCCUCCCAACCGCGAGGCAUUGAGCACUCCGGAAUAUGAUCACUCAUUCGGUCGUUCUUGGUCUAUUCAAGAGCUCCGCGAAAGAAGCUGGGAAGACCUUCAUGGCCUGUGGCAUGUAUGUGUCCGUGAGCGCAACCGUAUUAUGACCUCAGAUAUGGAGCGAAUCCGAUUGAAGCCUGGUUACGGUGAAUACGAAUCCGAUCAACGAGACGCAGUGAUCCUAAGCACCAUGAAGAACAUGAAGCACGUCCUGCGUGAGCGUUGGUACGCCUACGAGGAUGCUAAGCGCAUGUUCGAGAGUGGAUAUCGCCCCGACAACUUCACUGAGAACAACCCCAAGGUUGAGAAGGUCGAGGAGGUCGAACACCCUAUGUCUGGAGAGCAACCCAAGGCCCAGGCCAAAGAGUAG